This is a messenger RNA of Bolinopsis microptera, 3395 nucleotides long. RefSeq names its product disks large homolog 2-like. Gene Ontology annotation, cellular component: cell junction; basolateral plasma membrane. The record is from RefSeq and is a predicted model, not a curated record. The transcript is spliced from 21 exons. The coding region runs from base 13 to 2271 and encodes 752 amino acids. NCBI's taxonomy places the organism in Eukaryota, Metazoa, Ctenophora, Tentaculata, Lobata, Bolinopsidae. Gene Ontology annotation, biological process: establishment or maintenance of epithelial cell apical/basal polarity; receptor clustering; receptor localization to synapse. Gene Ontology annotation, molecular function: protein binding.
AGGUCGGCAGUCAUGUCUUUUGGCAAAGAGGAUGUUGACCGGAUGGUGGAACUAAUACAAGACUACAAGGACAACCUGACCUACCCUAGUGACACUAAUUUACAAGAAUGCAUGAAGAGGGUUAUCAGUAUGUGCCAGAGUGAGCUCUUCAAUGCUCUACUUGAUAUACACGAAUACCACAAAGACGUACUGUUGAACAGCGCCGCCCCCGCCCUCCUCAACAACACUCCUCACAUCAACAACAACAGCAGCGUCGCUUCAGAGAGACCUCAUCCGGGCCUUAACUUAUCUGCUGCUCCUCCCGAACAACCUACUUUCAGACCAGAAGUUAGUACACUUCCAAAGGCACCCCCAGCAGAUGACACUGUCACCGAAACCAUUCUCCUGGAAAAAGGACGAAACGGUCUAGGAUUCAGUAUCAGUGGUGGUUACGACACACCCCACUAUCCAAACGAUAACAAGAUCUACAUAACUAAGAUAAUACCAAACAGUGUCAGUGAUAUGGACGGAAGGCUCAAGGUCAAUGAUUGUCUACUGAAAGUAAUGGAUAAGGACCUAGAGAACGUGUCACAUGAUGAAGCUGUUGAUAUUCUCAAGAAUUCUCCACCAAGGGUGCUGUUAACAAUCGAGAGAAAGCAACAGACAGAGAAGUUGGUACCACGUGUUAUAGAAGUCUCCUUGAACAAGGGGGAAAAGGGACUGGGUAUCUCUAUUGCGGGAGGAAAGGGAAACCAACACAUUCCUGACAGUGACGGUAUUUACAUAACUAAGAUAAUUAGUGGUGGAGCUGCUGAUAAAGACGGAACUCUUCAAGUCGGUGAUAGAAUAUUAUUAGUAAAUAACGUAAAUAUAGAGGAAGUAACGCACGAUGACGCAGUUGAGGCACUCAAAGGAGCGGGAGAUAACGUGAUUCUUGUUAUAGCGCAGAACAUGCCUGAAGUAUACCCGGAAAGUGCAGUUGUAUCACCACAACUUACUCAUCCUUCAAGAGAAGCAAGACGUGUUACGUUAGAAAAAGGGCCCGAGGGUCUAGGGUUUAACAUAGUCGGUGGAGAAUACAGUGAAGGUAUUUAUGUAUCGUUUGUGCUGCCUGGAGGGGUGGCUGAUGUGAGUGGAAGUUUGAAGAUGGGAGAUCAGAUCCUUCAGGUAAACGACGAAGAUAUGACUGACGCUACGCACGAAACAGCAGCAAAUAAGCUGAAAGCUUCCGGAAGUCAAGUCGAUCUGAUGGUCAAAUACAACCCUGAAGGUUUUGCAAGGUUUGAGAAGCAGCUUGGUACGAUACAGAACGACUCAGCUUCCUCCCCCGCCAGUAUUGGAUCCGGGACAUUGAAAACGAAUAUGAAAAAGAGUCUGUACGUAAGAGCUUUGUUUGACUACGACAAAUCAAAAGACCCUGAUUUACCGGGACCGGGUCUCAGUUUUAGACACGGUGACAUUCUACACGUGAUAAACGCAAGUGAUGAUGAGUGGUGGCAGGCUAGAAGGGUUACAGCUGACGGUACGGAGGAGGGACGCGGAGUUAUUCCCAGCAAGAAGAGGGUGGAGAAGAAAGAGAGGUCUAGGAACAGAUCAGUUAAGUUCAGUUCAAGUUCAGAGGAAGCUAUGAUGAUGGGCAGUACUUCUGAGAGUUCUACUGACGCCGUGUAUACUUACGAACCUGUAGUUCAAACCUGGAUAAAGUACAUGAGGCCCGUGAUAAUCCUCGGACCGUUAAAAGACAGAGUAAACGACGAUCUUAUGGCGGAAUUUCCUGAUAAGUUCGGCAGCUGUGUUCCACAUACAACAAGAGAAAAGAGAGAGCACGAAGUCCACGGUAGAGAUUACUUUUUCGUUUCAUCUCGAGCUGAAAUGGAACGUGACAUACAAAACCAUCUUUUCAUUGAAGCUGGGCAGUUUAAUGAUAAUCUGUAUGGUACCAGUAUAGCCAGUGUGAGGGAUGUAUCAGACUUAGGUAAGAUGUGCAUACUCGAUGUCAGCGGGUACGCUAUAAAACGACUCAGACAAGCUCAACUCUUCCCAAUUGUAAUAUUCCUGCGACCGACUUCUCCUGAGGCCAUCAGCUGCAGGAACAGUCGCAUGAGUGAGGAGCAGGCUAAGAAGAACUACGAACGUGCGAUGAGACUUGAACACGAGUUCAAACAUUACUUCACAGCAUGCGUGAGCAUUGAGCCAGGGAGACCUUACGACAACAUCUACGGAGAAAUGAAGGAGAUAAUCAAACUUCAUUCGCAACCAGCCUGCUGGAUCACAAGUAAAGACAAAAUAUAGAGACACUGCCAGGGAGACCACGUGUCUUUCCGGGGUCACGUGCCAGAUCACGUGCUGUCUCCGGAGUCACGUGUCUCUAGUUCUCGUUAGUUGUAAUUUUUGGCUGCUCGCCAUGAUGAGAUUUUGCUGCUUUUAUGUUAUAAAUAGAAUAUGUAACCGAACAAUAUGAAGUGAACCUUUGUAUGCUGUUUCAGUUUGAAUAAUGUAAGCGAAAAAUGCUUUCCCGCUGGAAUUCGAGUUAGAAGGCCAAGGUUUUAACUGUCAGCCCAUUAAAUUAAAUCUUUUUAAAUUUUUGCGAUCAAUCGUAAGAUUUAAAAUAAAUUCUCUUAUCAUUACUAAACGCAAAAUUCUUUAUUAUUCAUCCGACCAUGCUUAAUCGUGAUCAAAAUGGGAUAUCAGUCAGAGGAUCCAAAUAACUUAACUUUUUAUGUUACAGGAAAUUUAAUGGUAUGAUUAUAUAUCGAUUUUAAUAGAAGUACUAUAAGUAAUUGAUUACAAAAGAAAAUAACUUAUAUAUUGUAUCAGCUCUAUCCUGGAUUAGCUUUAUACAAUUAUGCUUUUAUGCCUAGAUGUUUAUAAAAUAUAUGAUGAUUUCAUAUGAUAUAUUCCCAUCGCCUGGUAUAAUUUUAUGAUCAAUGUUUAUAAAUGUGUUUAUAACUCUAGCUCCGCUCAAUAUAAUAAACUAUUAUACAUACAUGCAACGCUUGUACGUUUAUACUGUUUAAUGGUAAUUUGUUAAUAUAAGAGUGAUAUGGAACUGAUUGAACCUGUCUUAUGUGUUCUAUAACAUUCACAGCUAGCCACAUAAGAACGCAAUACAUUAUAUUAAGUUCCUCCACGGGGCCUGCCACACAAAAGUGCGCGUCGCGCGGCCACUAUUUUACACGUGCUGCCGCGAUACGAGGCAGCUUGGUGAAGCACGUCGCUUAUCAGAUGGGUUCAAUAGGUUUCAUUUCUUUAUUAUUAACGGAUAUUGUAUUUCGUUAACAGUUCAGUUCAACUCGACUAUUCGGGUAUUAAAAAUGGGAACAUAUGUGUUCACCUAAUUGGUGGUCGAGUGUUUUAUUUGAAUAGGAUGGUAGGAUUAUACGCUGUUUACUAAAUGUUUGUUUAUUUAUUUGAAA